GUCUCCUGCUCCCCCCGCCCCGCCCCUUUCCCGCGGCCGCGCGCUCUCCCCGCCCCUUUUCCCAUUCCCCCGCCCUCGUCCCCGUCCCGGAGGCGCUUCCAUAACCGGAGCCUGCGCUCUUGCGCACCAGCGACCGCACCAUGGAGGUUUUCAUCCCGUCGUUCCGCUAUGAGGAGAGCGAGUUGGAGAGGGGCUAUACGGUCUUUAAGAUAGAGGUACUAAUGAAUGGAAGAAAGCACUUUGUUGAAAAGCGGUAUAGUGAAUUUCAUGCUCUUCAUAAAAAGCUUAAGAAAUGCAUAAGAACACCAGAAAUCCCUUCGAAGCAUGUAAGGAACUGGGUGCCCAAAGUUCUGGAACAGCGUCGGCAAGGCUUGGAAGCUUAUUUACAGAGUAUUAUUUUAGAAAAUGAAGAGCUUCCCAAAUUUUUUCUCGACUUCCUCAGCAUCCGUCAUUUUCCUUCUCUCCCAAAAGCAGAAAGCUGUGGCUCUUUUGAAGAAAUAGAAUCUGAAGAAUCAAGCAAACUGUCCCACCAGCCUGUGCUGCUGUUCCUAAGGGAUCCAUAUGUCUUGCCUGCAGCCAAUGAUGACUUUCCAAACGUAGUUAUUGAAGGUGUUCUCCGCGGAUUGUUUUAUCCUCAUCUACAACCCAGGUAGAAAAUGGGUUUGGAUGGAUAGUAACUGAAAUAAACUCAUCCUCUUCCUGGAACUGCACAUUUUUAGUAAAACUCCUAAGACAACAGAAUGUGGUCACAGUGGAGAUGAUAUUUAAUGAUGGAACAUUUCCCCUUUUAAAAUUAAUUUAGUGUAUCACUAAUAUUGCUGCUUUUAAAUUUAUGAAUGGAGAAAACGCUACUGUUGAAUCUGUCUACCCAACUCCAAAUGUUUUAAAAGCUGACAUUCAUAAGCUGAAUUACACUAACAACUUUCAUCAUGUAUUGAUUUUUUAAAAUAAUAAAUUACUACACUAAGCCUUUUGUCUCAGUGUAGUAUCCACUGCUGGCAGUGGGUACACAGGGCAACUUAUUACACAGGCAAGACCGGAAAAAAAUGUUAAGAGAAUUACUGCCCAAACUUGAAAUGUAAUCUAAGCUUAUUAUUAGUAUUUCUGAUGUGAUUAUAUCAUAUCUAUAUUAUCUUAAGUAUGACUUAAAUUUACUUCAGGACCCUGGCAACAAACCUUGUGCGUUCAGCCAAUACACUCUGUUUGGUGAGCAUAACUUUCCCAUGUUAUUUAACUUGUACCAUUAUGUAGCAGGAAGCAGACAGAACAUGAUGGGUAAAAAUAAUCAGCUAAUAAAUAUUCAGAGGUCAAUUGUCUAAGUGAACCAUAUGCUUAUGUUUCACAAGAUGUCAGAACCCAAAAUAAAACAUUGGCAUUACAUUGCA
Podarcis muralis (Common wall lizard) is the source of this 1385-nucleotide messenger RNA. It is a transcript of the gene SNX24, whose product is annotated as sorting nexin 24. Gene Ontology annotation, molecular function: phosphatidylinositol phosphate binding. Lineage: Eukaryota; Metazoa; Chordata; Lepidosauria; Squamata; Lacertidae. The record is from RefSeq and is a predicted model, not a curated record.